UAUACAUGUCAAAUAUCUUAUAACAAUUACCAAAGUAACAUGUCUCACAUAGAUACGAAAAGCUUAUAGUCAAAACUUCAAGAUACACUACCUCAAAACGUCAGCCUCUUACGAAUAUCACUCCAGCAUCCAUCUAUAUAAUAACUUGACUAUUGAAACCUCAAAAUCAACUUCUCAAAAAUUCUCAAAGGAAAAAAACAACAACUAGAACUAGAUUGAGGGAGUGGCCAAGGAUACAAAACCUGUGUUGGAACCCAAUAUCCAUGAAGUUCACAGGAGUAGUAUGCAUUGCGUUUGUGAUAGUUCUUGUGUCAGCUUUAGCUCCGACCAAAGCAGUCUUGGAAGAGAAAGCAGAAUGCAUCCCAACAGAACUUUUGUCAUGCUUACCAGCAAUACAAACCGGAAGUCAACCGACCGCCGAUUGCUGUGGGAAACUGAAAGAACAAGAGUCAUGUUUGUGUGGUUACAUCCGGAAUCCAUUAUUUUCUCAAUAUGUUACUUCUGAAAAUGCUCAUAAGACUUUAGCGAGUUGUGGUAUACCUUAUCCUACUUGUUAA
Messenger RNA from Raphanus sativus (radish), 557 nucleotides. RefSeq names its product non-specific lipid-transfer protein 2-like. Bases 264 to 557 code for a protein of 97 amino acids. Gene Ontology annotation, biological process: lipid transport. The transcript has a single exon. The record is from RefSeq and is a predicted model, not a curated record. NCBI's taxonomy places the organism in Eukaryota, Viridiplantae, Streptophyta, Magnoliopsida, Brassicales, Brassicaceae.